AUGUCAACUUAUAAUAAUGUAUUGGGCAAUUAUAUCUCGCGUUCGGCAGAUGAUCUCAGCGAUUUGGAUGAUGCAAAUCUAGAUGAUGAUGAGGGAUCAGAGCCCGAACCUGAAAAUGGUAGCGGUGCUGGUGAUCGACGAAAUAAUGUUAUACGUGAUUUUCGGACACAAUUAGUCGAAACAAUAAAAAACGAAACAGAUGAGCAUCAAGAACGUGUGAGUGGCUCUGAUAGUUAUCGUUCAACAUCUCAAACCAGUACUGAUAAGUCAGUGAAUCGCCUACAGCCUCACUCAAAAGUGGUUGAUGUUCGUCCAAAACAUCAAACACUUGGUGACUUUGAACUGGCCACUGUUAUUAAUUGUGAAGACCAUGUUUUAUGUUGUAAAUAUAGCCCAAAUGGGGACAUGUUUGCAGUUGGACUAGGCAACGGAAUGAUUAAACUUUACUCGAAAAAGGGCGAAUUUCAGUAUGUUUUAAUGGAUGCUGAUACAAAAAAAAAACGUUAUCCUGUGACUUGGAUACGUUUUUAUGCGAAUAAAGAUGAUACCAGAGCUGAUCAUCGUAAAAUGUUGGCUGCUACAUACACAGCUGGAUAUGUUAAAAUUUGGCACUGGCCAAGCCAACAAUGUGUUUAUACAUUUUACGAACAAGAACGGCAACCAUUAGCAUUAGAUUUUAAUUGCAAUUUUCAACGUAUAUAUGUAGCAGGAAGUGAUUGUGCUAUCAAUUGUUAUGAUUUUCAAACAAAAAAAUUGAUCAGAACAUUAUCAGCAUCGUAAGUAACAAAAAAAUUUGUAUCGCGUAGUAAGCUACAACAGAAAGUACUAUAUAAAUGCACAAUGUAAAAUUAAAUCAAAAUGUUUUUCUUAAUGUAUUAUACAUCGUUGGAUAGAGCUCAUUGAGCUGAUUAAGAAAAUGUAUUUUUUAACUUAAAGCGUUAAAAACUGAUUAGAAAAAUAGUAUUUGAUCAAUUUCGAAGUUAAAAGCCUGUCUAGGCAUGGACGUCCCAAACCAGCCGUCUAAAGUGUAGACAUGCAAUUUUGUAAACCUACCUAAUUUUUUGUGUUAAUGGUUGAGGCCGUCAUUUGCACGUCAUUAGCUUUACUGGAAGCUCAGCUUAAAAG
Molecule: messenger RNA, 1125 nt
Organism: Didymodactylos carnosus
Lineage: Eukaryota; Metazoa; Rotifera; Eurotatoria; Philodinida; Philodinidae
Source: the annotation of a GenBank genome assembly